Messenger RNA from Seriola aureovittata, 1312 nucleotides. RefSeq lists its product as uncharacterized. Lineage: Eukaryota; Metazoa; Chordata; Actinopteri; Carangiformes; Carangidae. The record is from RefSeq and is a predicted model, not a curated record. The transcript has 4 exons. The coding region runs from base 1 to 561 and encodes 186 amino acids.
AUGGUCCUGCAUGUGUCCCAUGUUUGUAGAGUUACAUCACAUACUUUUGAGAUAACUUAUCAGAAAGUCAAGCUGGCAGCAGAUGAGACAAACAGGUCGUUGGAGGAGGGAGAGGCACAUCUGGAACAUGCCACCAGAGGAUUUGACAGCCCAGCAGGCAGGGAGUCCCCUGGGCCACAUAGCAAGAAAGUGUGUGUUGAACUGGAGUGUGAGAUCCCCAUGUCAGUGACACUGCCCAUCCAGGUACAGCCUGACCUCACACACCAACCCUUCCCCUUCCUGGACACAACACUGGCUGACCUGGGUAUACAAGAGUCUGAGGUGAAGGAGAGGGUGGUGUGGGUUGACACCAAAAAGACGCAGGUGAAGAAUAAAGCAGGGAAGCUGAAGGAGAAAGAGAUCACUAUCCUGGAGGUACGAGUGAAAGCCCAGAAGCCUGGAGAUAAAAAGCUCCAAGAGGUCCUGUACAGCACUGAGGCCCACACUGACCGCUCCUUCUGUCGCACUGGAAUGAAUAUCCUUCCAUGGAAACAGAGAUGCACAGGUCUGGAACUAGUUUAAAUAAAUUCAUAUAAAAAAUCUUGCAUUGUUUUACAAUAUGUUAUGCUUUAAAUAUUACUUUGUUGAUGUUAACUCCUAGUUACAAGGAUCUCUUGAUUCAGAUUCUUAUUUGUUUCAUGGUGUGCGUCAGGGUUAGCUCAGGGUUCAUAUUAACAUAUAAUAAAUGAAAGGUUUUUGCACAACCAUAUCCCAAAAGUCAGCCAGCCCUGCUGCACUCAAUAGCAACCUCUCAGAAACUGAACUGUCAGACUGAUGUGGAUCAUAAAAGUGUGCUACAGACUUAGGUACUGAAACAUAAACAUUACAUUAGUGUCCAAAGAAAACCUUGGACCUAAACAGUUGCACAAGUCGCAAGUCAAGUCAACCAGAUCUGGACAACACAAGACAAAUCUGGUUUACUUGCCCCAGUAUUAGCCAUUUACUCACAAUUGUUUGCCAGAGAUUUUGCCUGAUCAAAAUCUGUAGAAACAGAUAGUAAACAGACAGAAGGCAGACUGCAUCUUUUCAGUGUUUGUUUCCACAUUCAUAGGGUAGCCUCCAUAGCUGCUACAAGUGUGUGGUAUUUGUCCAUCUCAUCUGGAGCACACGAUAAACAUGCAUUUAAAAAGACCUCUCUGUGUCUGUGUCAGGGGAGAAAGCAUUGACACCAGUGCAGAUGACGAUGGCUUUGGAAAUGGAAAAAAAGCAGCCUGACUUUACUGAGGCCCAGGGACAACAGGACAUCUGAGGAGCAACAAAAAGUGACCAUCAU